Messenger RNA from Monascus purpureus, 1149 nucleotides. NCBI's taxonomy places the organism in Eukaryota, Fungi, Ascomycota, Eurotiomycetes, Eurotiales, Aspergillaceae. The record is from the annotation of a GenBank genome assembly.
GCGCUUCUCUCCUCUCCGCCAGCUGGCAACGCUCACGACUAUACCCCUCAGGCGAAUCGAGUCUCCAAAGCAACUGGCACGCAGAAUGGCUGCUCUCCCGGACACCUACAACGACCCCGUCCGCAUCGCCGUGAUCGGUGGUACCGGUCUUCGCGAACUCCCCGGCUUCACACAGGUCGCCUCGCUCUCCAUCUCCACGCCCUGGGGCAAGCCGUCCUCCCCGAUAACCAUCCUCCACCACCAAUGCUCGACGUCGAAGAAGGUCGUCGCAGUCGCCUUCCUCAGCCGUCACGGUCUGCAUCACCAGCUCGCGCCUCACGAGGUUCCGUCGCGCGCCAACAUCGCCGCUCUGCGCUCCAUCGGCGUGCGCACCAUAAUUGCCUUCUCGGCCGUGGGAAGCUUGCAGGAGGAGAUCAAGCCGCGUGAUUUCGUUAUCCCCGACCAGGUCAUCGACCGCACCAAGGGUGUUAGGCCCUGGACGUUCUUCGAGGGAGGGGCUGUUGCUCAUGUCCCCUUUGCGGAUCCGUUCGAUGAGGGCGUUGCUAAGGUCGUCAGGGCUUGCGGGCAUAGCCUGGAGGGUGAUGGUGUGAAGCUACAUGAUCGGGGCACUUUGAUCUGCAUGGAGGGCCCCCAGUUCUCCACCCGCGCAGAGAGCAACCUUUACCGCUCCUGGGGCGGCAGCAUCAUCAACAUGUCCUGCCUCCCCGAAGCAAAACUGGCGCGUGAAGCCGAAAUCGCCUACCAGAUGAUCUGCAUGUCCACGGACUAUGACUGCUGGCACACGUCCACCGCCGACGUCACCGUGGAAAUGGUCAUGGGCAACAUGAAGGCCAACUCGCUCAAUGCGAGACGCUUCGUGACCGCCGUUCUCGAUGCCAUGGCUUCGGACGCGCAUUCUGAUCUCGUGCAGGCCAAGCAUCUUGAGGGCUCGAUCAAGUUUGGCGUUACUACCCCGCAGACUUAUUGGUCUCCGGAGGUUAGGGAGAGGCUUCAGUUUUUGUUCCCCGAGUAUUUCAACUGAUUUUUUGGGGGCCUUUUAUUUUCCAGAGAUACGGGUUUUAGAUCUACAUGUAGACACUUUUAUGAUGAAUAUUACGAGGACUCCUUGUCAUAUAGAUCUAUGAUUACAUUUGUGACUUCCAAUUCUUG